Messenger RNA from Aspergillus glaucus CBS 516.65, 1344 nucleotides. RefSeq lists its product as uncharacterized. The transcript has a single exon. Lineage: Eukaryota; Fungi; Ascomycota; Eurotiomycetes; Eurotiales; Aspergillaceae. The coding region runs from base 330 to 1034 and encodes 234 amino acids. The record is from RefSeq and is a predicted model, not a curated record.
UGUUCCCUGUUAAAUGGUCCCUGUGGAUGGAGAGGAGUGGUGCUAACUAUAUUUGCAGCUUCGUGAGAACUUUCCCGCCGCUUUCUGCGUGACUCGGUGCAAGGUUAUGGUUUUUAAUAAUUUUGCCCCGGUUCUGGGGUAUUAUGAUGUUCGUUGACGGGUAUAUUAGUGGGAUGGUCUGGUUUAGUGUAUAUAUAACCGGAUUCAAUUCCAUACUUGCCAUGCGCUCGUGCUACCAAGGCGUUUCUCGUGAGAUGCUACGAAGAUAUACCGAUAUACCACUAGAAGACCAUUCCCAAUAAUAUUUGGUAGAACGAAAUCCAUUUCAUAUGUAUGCCAGUCCUAGUGAAUAUCCACUAAGGAGCACGGAAAUAAUCCAAGGAAAGAAGCGAUGCUGUAUACAGUAUACUGUUCCGCGACAUCGGCUUCGAGCAUGGGAGGAUCCCAAGAAGAACACGAAAUAUGAAAUAUAUCUUUUGCAUCAAUUAUCUCUUCAAAUGCACAUUCACUCAGCUAAUCCAUUGGAUUUGAGUAUGGCAAGUAUAGACGUGAUGGUUGCUUGCAAAUGUUUUGGCAGCGGUUCCCCAUGGGGUGACCCAUGUAGGAAAGCCCUCACCCGUGACUUCUUUCUCUGUAUUCACUCUCCCACCCACACUCUCCCCCUCUCUUCCCCUCCUCCCAAAUCCACGCAAGCAACACAUCCUCUUCCAAUCCAUCUCUUACUCUUCUGCAUCUCAUUUCUUCAUUUUCGCAUCAGCAAAUCAUCUUAUGAGCAUCAUCUUCUUCACAAGUUAAUCGACAGCCAGGGCUCUGGUGUGGGAGUCUCGGACAGGCAUAUUCUACGCUCAGAGCAACAAAGGUCUUUGGCAACGCGUCAAAGACCAUCAACGACCUUGUCUGUCUGUUGGCUUUUCUGCCAAAGAGACUUUGUUGAGGGUUCAUUGUCCCCAGGUCUUGAUUUAAGGGAAACAGCUUCUGGUUGCUCUUCUCCGUCAACCUUUUUCCUUCCUCAGCGUUUCUUGGGAUACUGUUGACGACUGCGUGUUUUGACGCGUCUAUCUCAGGUCUGGAAGUCUCAACGAGAUUCUAGGCUGGAAAUUGAGUGGUAUGGUCCUUGUCUCUUGUCUCUCACGGGUUGAAUCCAUCUAACACUGACUGGUCGAAUGGCAGGAUUCCACGAGUUUCGUUCCGGAAACCCCUCUUCUUCGCGAUAAAUAUAACCCUAUCUUGGAUCUUGUACCCGCCGUUUUCUGAUCUACCGUCUCCAAGGUCAUUCAAGAUGGUGACCUACUCUAUCGAUGGUGCCAUGGCUGAGGCCUUGGGCCAUCUCAACCGCAUCGCCUG